Molecule: messenger RNA, 1579 nt
Organism: Scylla paramamosain (green mud crab)
Lineage: Eukaryota; Metazoa; Arthropoda; Malacostraca; Decapoda; Portunidae
Exons: 5
Coding region: 112-918 (268 amino acids)
Source: RefSeq, a predicted model, not a curated record
CUUUAUACUUUGUUGUCUGUCUUUAUCUUACCACUUCUGACCUUCCACCUUGUGGCUAAGUGGGGGCGGGUUGGGGGAGGAGAGGGGCGAAGUUAGUAUAAAGGAGAGGAAAUGAUCAGCUCGAGAUCAGUGUACCCUAACAAGCACCUUGACAUGAAGCACUUGGUAGUUGUGGUGGCAAGCGUUGUGGCUGCGUCUGCCCUGUCAGUUUCGCGCCCCGAAGAGGCAGCCAAGGAUGACGUUACCGCCAAAUUGCUGGGCAUAGGCGUGGUGGGAUUACCAGCCUUCGCCACCCAGGCCUUCACCGUGACCGUUGUCGAGACAGUGUCUGCUCAGACCACAGUAACAACUGACUGCGCCCUUAUGGUAAAUUACUGCAAUGCACGCUCCUCCUUGGGCCGGGGAGAAACCCCAACCAUCGAACCUACAGUUGCUAUUCUCACCGCAACUCCUUCCACCAUCACCGGUGAGACAUUUAUUUCCUCCAGUACAAACGAUGAGACUGCGAAUUCCCAAGUGCAAAUUCUCGACUCGUCUAUUGAUGAAACGGUACACACCACUCGGGACUUUGCUGUGAAACCCAUUGUUGCAGUACAAACUCCACCGGCAGCAGAGACUCCCACCCACACCCUCGCCAUUGACUCGCCCCAGGAAUCUCCAAGAAAUGGUGAUCUUAUCAUCCCAGCAUCAGCAGUCACUCUAGAGGAGGGAGAGCAUCGUGUACGCCGUCGCUGUUUUGAAGGUGUAAAUGCAAGGCUCCUGACAUUGAUAACUGUCACCUCUACCUCCAUUGCAUACACCGGGACCAUCAUUGAAGAAAACCCAACCCUCACCAUUGAAUACUUUUGUACUACACCAACAAUAUCACCACCAUUACAAACAUGUACUAGUUUUAAUGCUCCUCCAUUAGUGCCAUAAUGGACCAUCUACUCUCAUACAUGAAACUUGGAUUGGUUGUUUAUAUAGUGAUCAGUGAUGAGUACUAAUAGUUGAUUGAAAAGCCAAAAUAAUAAAAGAAAUAUGAUGUAAUGAUAAUAAUGAUGCUAAAUAGAGAAAAUUAAAAAACAGCAUGUUUUCAACACAAAGAUGGUAGCAAGCAAUAAAAAGGGAGAAAAAAAUCAGUCAUUUAUUUCCAUAUUAUCCCACCAAAGGAUGUGCACAACAAUAUUUCUCAAGAGAUAGCACAGGACUGCACUUUGACAUCAUGAAACUUGAUAGUAAAGUUUCCAAUUGCAGAAAAUUUUGCAUAUGCAGACAAAAGACUGACAAAGACAGGCUCUUGGUUAGGCAACCAUUGUGAACAAAUGCAAAACAAGGACAGCCAUCACUAGGUGAAGAAGCUUGUGGAGGCACAUGACAUGCACACCUUAGGCCUGUCAACCCUGAAGACUUUAUUGGAUUUAAUGUUUACAAAUUAUUGCAGUCACAAAAAAUGAGUUGCUUAUGUGCUAGCUAUGGAGGGAAGAAUAUAAAUGAGAAUACUUCAAUAAAAUUUAAAUGAAUACAAAUACAAUUCCAUCCAAAUAAUGUGUUCAAAUGCAUUUGAAUAUGAAUAAUGAAUAUGGAUACUCCAUCCCUG